Molecule: messenger RNA, 5949 nt
Organism: Knipowitschia caucasica
Lineage: Eukaryota; Metazoa; Chordata; Actinopteri; Gobiiformes; Gobiidae
Source: the annotation of a GenBank genome assembly
AUGAAAGUUACAUGUCUGAGAGGAUUUAAGAUCGACUUCCCUGAAUAUGCUGAAAGGAGUUUAUGCACUGAACCGACCUCAGGAAAACCCAAGAUGGCCGCCAAAAGGAAAGGUGGCCUAAAACUCAAUGCUAUCUGUGCCAAGCUGAGCCGCCAGGUGGUGUACGACGGUAGUUCCCAGAAUGCAGAGGGAGACCAGAGCAUAGCAGAGAACAGUGAGAGAGGCAGUUCACACUAUGACGAUAAUGAGACCAACUUCCCUGAGAGUCUGAGCCUAAGCCAGAGUCUGGAGGAGGACCAGAAGCGGCGCGAGGCCAUAGAGAAGUGGGUGAACGGAGAGUACGGGGAGGAGCCACUGGGCGACUGUGACGACGAGGAGAGCUCUUUAAGAGUCAGCAAUGAUGAGGACUGCCCUCCAGAGGGCGUUUACAUGGUACAGCCCAAAGGCUGCAGCGAUGAUGAGGACAUCGCAGAGGAGGCAGAGGCGCUCCCCUGCUCUCAGGAAAACACUUUGCAUAACAACAAAGACACAGAGGAGAAGCCCCCCAAAGACCCCCCCUACAUGCAGAGUGAGGCCCAGAGCCGGCCUCCGUUCUCCGCCUCAGGAGAGAGCUCGGUCCUGCAAGACUAUGCAGCUAUGUUUGGUUAUGAUGACCAACAAGUAAGGGAUGAGCUGACCAAGAAAAUCAGCUUUGAGAAGCUCAAAGCGUCUACCUCAGACCCCUCGUCCCUCAACAGCGAGGAAGCCUCCCGCCGCGCUCGCUUCUCCAAGUAUGAAGAGUACAUCCGCAAGCUGAAAGCCGGAGAAACCCUGCCCUGGCCCCUGCAUGCUUCCCCUCCCAAACCAGAUGACCUCAAUGCAAAGAUGGCCCCAGACAAGAGCGGCUUGCUGCAGAGCUCCAGCUUGCCAGGAGCAGAGGCGCAGAUCUUCCCCUCCAGUCUGGACCACAAGUCCCGUGGAGGACCCCAGGCAGCAGCCACACAGCCCCCCUCCUCUCUGCACAUGUCCAACAUGGCAUCACGAUCCUCCAAAUAUGACUUCUUUAUUCAGAAGCUGAAGAGGGGUGAGAGUCUGCAGCCACAGAACGGUAACGCUUACAAACGUCCCUCUAAGUAUGAUCUGGAGAACGUCAAAUACCUGCAACUGUUCAAACCUGAUGGAAACCCUGACAUGGGUGGGUCCAUCGCCUUUAAGACUGUCAAAGGGGGGCGACCCUCCAAAUACGACGUUAGAACAAUACAGAAAAUGAUGCCCGGAAACCCAGAGGCCUCGCUCAUGCCCAAUGUCCUGGCCUCCGUCCCAGGGAAUCCAGGAACUCCAGGGGUCCCCACUGCAGGGGCUGCUGGUGCCAUCGCCCCGGGUCUCACCAUGGACCAGACCGGACACCUCAGCUUCAGCACUGCUGAGUACCUCAAGUCCAGCUUCUCCAAGACUGACUCCAUCACCUCUGGAACUGUGUCUUCUGUCAAAAAUGGCCUGCCACCAGAUAAACCUACUGGCGAAGAUGUCAACGUCUACCAGAAAUAUAUAGCCAGGUUUUCCGGGAGUCAGCAUUGUGGCCAUGUGCACUGUGCGUAUCAGUACAGGGAGCACUACCACUGCAUGGACCCAGAGUGUAACUACCAGGUGAGCAGGUUCACCAGUAAGCAGGACGUGAUCCGCCACUACAACAUGCACAAGAAGAGGGACAACUCUCUGCAGCACGGCUUCAUGCGCUUCAGCCCUCUGGACGACUGCAGCGUCUACUACCACGGCUGCCACUUGAAUGGAAAAAGCACCCACUACCACUGCAUGCAGGUGGGUUGUAGCAAAGUGUACACCAGCACUUCUGACGUCAUGACCCACGAGAACUUCCACAAGAAGAACGCGCAGCUCAUCAACGACGGCUUCCAAAGGUUUCGAGCCACAGAGGAUUGUGGAACUGUGGGUUGCCAGUUCUACGGCCAGAAGACCACUCACUUCCACUGCAGGCGUCCAGGCUGCACCUUUACCUUCAAGAACAAGUGUGACAUUGAGAAGCACAAGAGUUAUCACAUAAAAGAUGACGCUUACGCCAAAGAUGGCUUCAAGAAGUUCUAUAAAUAUGAGGAGUGCAAGUACGAGGGCUGCGUUUACAGCAAGGCCACCAACCACUUCCACUGUAUCCGCUCGGGCUGUGGCUUCACCUUCACCUCCACCAGCCAAAUGACGUCCCACAAACGCAAACACGAGCGCCGCCACAUUCGCUCCUCGGGCGUCCUGGGACUGUCCAGCUCCUCCUUCAUGGCUAACAAAGAUGAGCCAGAAGAGUCCAGUAAUGAUGAUCUGGUAGACUUCUGUACUAUCAGUAGUAAGAACUCCAGUCUGAGCGCCUCUCCCACCACACAGUGCACUACAGCCUCUCACCUGAUGGCCACGCCCACCACCUCUGUGUCCUCCUCGCCCUCCAGCCACAGCCUGAAACCCAACCCCAACAUGGUGGCUGCUGUAGGGCAGAGGAUGAGCAACCUCCUGUCCCAAACGCUGCCCAGUAACUUGCCCGUGGCUCUGGCGCUCUCCAGCAGCGCUUUAUCUGCUCCAAACCCCUUCUUCCCCCUCAUGCACCGGAUGCCCCUACAGCCUCCGCCGCACUCUGCUGCUAGUCUCAUAUCUGCUGUGUCCUCUGGAGCUCUGUCCAUGACGUCUGACUCUCUGAGCCAAUGCUACUCCAGUGCUGGGGCCGAUGGAGCCAUGGCCUCCACACCAACCUCCUUCUCCACCGCCUCCAUCAUGGAGAAGAUCUCUGCCAGUAAAGGUGUCAUCUCGCCCAUGAUGGCCCGGCUGGCAGCUGCCGCACUGAAACCAAACAAUUCUGAAACAGGGAAUGGCCAUCCAGCGUCAGGCCAGUACAAUCUGGUCCAAGUGAAGCAGGAGCCCAUGGAGUUGGGGUUCGGAGGGUCUCAGGACUCUGGCCAGGAGCACAGCCUGGACCUCAGCAAGAAGGAGCACAGUAAUGAAUCAAACGGACACGCCGUACCGGGGAAUACAUCUCUUUUAUCCUCGCUUAUGAAUAAGAUGACGCAUGUGAACCCUGCCCUCUUUAAUGCCAUGCAUAUCAAAUCUGAGAUGGAUGCAAACCACGGGGGAGACCACUCAGAGGCUGGGCACUAUCUGAACCAGGUGCUCAAAAGGUCGCUGCCCGAAAAGCCCAAUGAGAUCUGGAGGACAUACCUGCGCAGAUUUGACACUGAUGACUUCUGUGAAGCGCAUUGUGACUUCCUUCAAAAGGUGCACUUCCACUGCCUGGUGGAGGACUGCGGGGCCCUCUUCAGCACUGUGGAUGGGGCUAUAAAGCACGCCAACUUUCACCUGCGGGCCACUUUAAAAGUGAAGUCUGAGGGCUCGUACAGUGAGCAGGAGUCUGGAGAGCCUGCUGCCCCAGUGUCCAUGGCUAACAACCCCCCAGUGGACAUGUCCCACCUUAGCUCCUCCGGGGGCUACAGCUCGCCCCCUCCCUCCAUGUUGGCAUGGAAACAGCUGACUGGCACCAUCCCUCAAAUGUCCGCCUCAAUGCCCACUCUACCGGCCAGCUCCCCCUUGCCCACCACCUCACUAGAGAACGCCAAGCCACAAGUCAAACCUGGCUUCCUUCAGUUUCAAGAAAAUGACCCCUGUUUGGCAACUGACUGUAAAUACUCAAACAAGUUUCACUUCCACUGCUUGUUUGGUAACUGCAAGUACGUCUGUAAGACCUCGGGAAAGGCAGAGUCCCACUGCUUGGACCACAUCAACCCCAACAACAACCUAUUGAAUGUGAGGGACCAGUUCGCCUACUACUCACUGCAGUGUCUGUGCCCCAACCAGCACUGUGAGUUCAGAAUGAGAGGCCACUAUCACUGUCUGCGGCCAGGCUGCUUCUUCGUCACCAACAUCACCACCAAGCUGCCAUGGCACGUUAAGAAGCAUGAGAAAGCAGAGCGCCGCGCGGCCAAUGGAUUCAAGUACUUUACCAAGAGAGAGGAGUGUGGCCGCCUCGGCUGCAAGUACAACCAGGUGAACAGUCACUUCCACUGCAUCCGCGAGGGUUGCCAGUUCUCCUUCCUGCUCAAGCACCAGAUGACCUCACACGCACGCAAACACAUGAGGAGGAUGCUGGGGAAAAACUUUGACCGCGUCCCAUCCCAGAUGCUGCCAUUGGGCCACAGGGCAGAGGACAUGCAGCACCCCUCCAGCCUGGUGUCCGGUCCGAUCCCCAGUCAGACCAGCCUCUCCGCAAGCUUCUCCAACACCUCCAUGGAUGAAACCGAGGACUAUGUGGACUACACCGGGGGCAGUCCUCUGGGUCUGUCUUCCGAAUCCUCCAACCAGGACCGGAGCUGCACCAGCACACCCGUGGGCAAUGACGCCUCCCCUGCAGUGUGUGUGUGUGUUUCCCCUCUGUCUGUGUGUCCCACCACCCCUUUUGGUCACCCUGUCUCUCCAGGACAAGGCUUCCCCUCCACACCUUCUGCCCCCACCACCCCUGCUGAUACCACCCAAACCGUAGCUUCUCCUCCUCCUCCGCCAGCCCCGCCUGCCCUGGCCCCUCCUCAGCAGGGGCUGCAGGCUACGGCCCUCCCCCCUGCCCUGCUGCGCCCGCCCCUUUCCUCACUCCCAUACCUCCUGUCUCCACCCUGUCUGUCAUACUCUCUGCUCAGCGCCUCUCUGGGAGCCACUCGGAGUGUUGUCAUGCCAACCAACACACCAGCUUACAGCCCCAUCAUUGCCACUCCGUCUCCGGUUAAAAAUGACGUCCCUAUAGUACAGGAUGCUGCAGGCAAUACCAUCUCCAUUCCCACUGCCACUGGGGCCAAGAAGCGCUUCUGGAUCAUCGAGGACAUGUCCCCUUUUGGCAAGCGUCGCAAGACCGCCUCAUCCCGCAAGAUGCUGGACGAAGGCAUGAUGCUGGAGGGAUUUCGUCGCUACGACCUCUAUGAAAACUGUAAAGAUAUCAACUGUCAGUUCUCUCUGAAGGUGACCCACUAUCACUGCACCAGGGAGAACUGCGGGUACAAGUUUUGUGGUCGCACACACAUGUACAAGCACGCCCAGCACCAUGACCGUGUUGACAACUUGGUUCUGGACGACUUCAAACGCUUUAAGUCGUCGCUUAUCUGUAACUUCCCUGACUGCCAGUUUUCAGGAAACAGCACCCACUUCCACUGCCUGCGCUGUGGCUUCCGCUGCACCGACAGCACCAAGGUGACGGCCCACCGCAAACACCACGGAAAACAGGACGUGAUCAGUGCCGCCGGCUUCUGCCAGUUCAGCUCUAGUGUGGACUGUGCGGUCCUCGACUGCAAGUACAAGCUCAAGUGUUCGCACUUCCACUGCACCUUCCCUGAGUGCAAGCACACUGUGGUGGGCAUGUCCCAGAUGGACUCCCACAAGAGGAAGCAUGAGAAACAAGAGCGAGGGGAGCUGCCCUCAGUCUCACCCAAACAGGAAGGGCUCCAUCUGAGCGGAGCAGUGUCAGCCGUCACCCCUGUGUCUAUGGCUAUGUCCCACAUGAACAGCAGCCCCUCCAUGAUGUACCCAGGGGGAGCCCUGGGGUCAGAGUACAGUCACCCGUAUCCUCCGUCCUCCAUGGGCAUAGACACAUCCCUGGACAGCUCCCUGAACCUGACAGACACCAGCAGUUCCAUGUUCUUCCUGAAGAACGCUGCUGGGCUGGGCCUCAAUGACUCUCUGGACCUCAGUAAAAAGAUGCUACAAGACACAGGGCUGUCCAACCACAGCUCCACAGCGCUGAGAGCAGGCUCUGCGCCGGACGAUACUACCGGGACGUCCGGCGAGGCAGAGGAUGAUCUGUCCCCUGAGGAGGAGGACAUGAACUCUGAUGAGGACUCCAUGGUGGAGGGGGACAGACAGAAGGACGCUGCAGAGGAGCUGGAUGCUUCUGUGAACCACUCUUCCCCACUGGAAAACUUCCCUGUGGAACAGGAGCCCUGA